Molecule: messenger RNA, 1014 nt
Organism: Gavia stellata (red-throated loon)
Lineage: Eukaryota; Metazoa; Chordata; Aves; Gaviiformes; Gaviidae
Product: basic salivary proline-rich protein 1-like
Exons: 5
Coding region: 1-1014 (337 amino acids)
Source: RefSeq, a predicted model, not a curated record
AUGGCGCUGCCACCGCUGCGGCUCCCAGCGCGUGGGCCCCAGGCCCCCCCGGCACCCUGGCUCCUUCAGCCUUUUGUGCUCCCCAAAACCUUCUACCCCCGAGGCUCACCCAACCUGUGCCAACUGCCCGGGCAGGAGCAGCUCUUCCCUGCAGUCUGGGCACCCCCAGUGGGGCUGGCCCCCCAGGCCCCCCAGGCACCACCAGCAGCCCCUCGGAGCCCCCAGGGACAGCCGCAACACCUCCCACCCUACACCCAGCAGGGGAGAGCGGUGACCCCGGCCCCCCCGCUGCUGCCGACGUCCAUCCCCGGCUACCAGCAGAUCCAGGGGCAGCCCGCAGAGACCAAGACCUCCGGCAGUGCCACCCCCAGGGCAGCACCCCCGGGAAGCAACAUCCCCCCGGGCAGCGACGUCCCCCCCAGCCCCUCUGCUGCUCCCCACGAGCAAGCCCUCGGGGACCCCACAGGAGACCUCGCUGUGGCCGAGGAGGUCCUUCUUGAGGAGGCCCUGAGGCUCUUUGGUUGCUCCCCGGACGCGGUGGGGGUCAGCCAGGACGCUCCCAGCAGCGGCCCCAGGCCUGGGGACCCUGGUGGCACCAGUGCAGCCAUCCCCCACUGCGACUUCGCCUCGCUCUCCCUGCCCGAGGAGCUGCUCAGCCCCGACUACAGCGUCCCCGAGACCGCCGACGCCAUCCUCAGCCUGGACGAGUUCGUCAUGGGGCUGGAGCCCCAGGAGCCGUGGGGGGAUGAGGGCAGGGACCUGCCACCGUCCCAGCCUGCCACGGCAGAGAAGCGGGGGAAGAAGCGCGCCAAGAGCACCUCGCCAAAGCCAGCCAGCAAACGCAGGGCUCUCGUCGCAGCACGGGGAAAGUGCAGGAUCCCCCUGCAAGGCCUCUUGUCCCUCAAGAGAGUCAACAGCACCGCCCAGUUUGGGAGCGUCAGCAAGCUUGCCAAUGGGGCGUUCACCUCCCGCAUCCAGACCAUGGAUCAAAACAGUGAACAGCACUGGCCCUAG